Messenger RNA from Telopea speciosissima, 495 nucleotides. RefSeq names its product hemoglobin-2. The record is from RefSeq and is a predicted model, not a curated record. The coding region runs from base 1 to 465 and encodes 154 amino acids. The transcript has 4 exons. Lineage: Eukaryota; Viridiplantae; Streptophyta; Magnoliopsida; Proteales; Proteaceae. Gene Ontology annotation, molecular function: oxygen binding; heme binding.
AUGGCUUUCAGUGAAGAGCAGGAGGCUCUAGUUGUCAAGUCAUGGGCUGUUAUGAAACCGAAUGCUGGAGAGUUGGGUAUGAAAAUGUUCUUGAGGAUCUUUGAGAUAGCACCAGUUGCGAAGACCCUGUUUUCAUUCUUGAAAGAUGCAGAGGGUCCUCUUGAACAUAAUCAAAAGCUCAAAACCCAUUCCGUCGCCGUCUUUGUCAUGGCAUGUGAAUCAGCGGUGCAACUAAGGAAGUCCGGAAAGCCAACGGCGAGAGAGUCAAGUAUAACCAAACUCGCCGCUACCCACAUCAAAUCCGGAGUGGUUGAUGCACAUUUCGAGGUAGUGAAGACUGCACUGUUAGAAACUAUAAAAGAUGCAGUUCCAGAGAUGUGGUCACCAGAGAUGCAGGGCGCAUGGGGAGAAGCUUAUGAUGAGCUUGCAACAGCUAUAAAGAAAGAAAUGAAGCCCUCCACUUAGAAGUAUGAGAGAUUGAUUUCUCACUAAUGU